AUGCUCAUGCGCUCUCUCACGCGCUCUCACGCGCUCUCUCACGCGCUCUCUCACGCGCUCUCUCACGCGCUCCCUCACGCGCUCUCUCACGUGCUCCCUCACGCGCUCCCUCACGCGCUCCCUCACGCGCUACUUCAGAGGCACCUAAACGCGCACACUCACGCACAAUCUCACGCUCACUCUCACGCGCUCUCUCAAACGCUCUCUCACGAGUCUCUCAAGUCGCUCGCGCGCACUCUCAUGCGUACUCUCAAGCACACUCUCACGCGCACUCUCACGCACACUCUCUCGCGCACUCUCUCUCUCACGAGCUCUCUCACGCGCUCUCUCACACGCACUCUCACGCGCACACUCACGAUCUCUCACGCGCUCUCUCAUACGCGCUCUCUCAUACGCACCCUCACGCGCUCUCUCACACGCUCUCACACGCACUCUCUCGCGCACUCUCUCACGCCCUCUCUCACGCACUCUCUCACGCGCUCUCUCACGCGCACUCUCACGCGCACUCUCACGCGCUCUCUCAUGCGCACUCUUAGGCACACUCUCACGCGCUCUCUCUCGCGCACUCUCACGCGCAUUCUCUCUCUCACGCGCUCUCUCACGCGCUCUCUCACGCGCACUCUCACGCGUACUCUCACGCUCUCUCACGCACUCUCUCAUAAGCAACCUCACGCGCGCUCUCGCACACUCUCUCUCAUGCACUCUCUCACGCGCUCCCUCACGCGCUCUCUCAUGCGCUCUCACGCGCUCUCUCACGCGCUCUCUCAUGCGCACACUCACGCUCUCUCUCACGCGCUCUCUCGCGCGCUCUCUCACGCGCUCUCUCACGCGCACUCUCACACGCUCUCUCACGUGCUCUCUCUCGCGCUCUCUCUCACGCUCUCUCACGCACUCUCUCAUACGCAACCUCACGCGCGCUCUCUCACACUCUCUCUCAUGCGCUCUCUCACGCGCUCCCUCACGCGCUCUCUCACGCGCUCUCACGCGCUCUCUCACGCGCUCUCUCAUGCGCACACUCACGCGCUCUCUCACGCGCUCUUUCACGCGCUCUCUCAUGCACACCCUCACGCGCUCACUCACGCGCUCUCAUGCGCACUCUCAUGCGCUCUCUCACGCGCUCUCUCACGCGCUCUCUCACGCGCUCUCUCACGCGCUCUCUCACGCGCUCUCUCACGCGCACUCUCACGCGCUCUCUCACGUGCUCUCUCUCGCGCUCUCUCUCGCGCUCUCUCACGCACUCUCUCAUACGCAACCUCACGCGCGCUCUCUCACACUCUCUCUCAUGCGCUCUCUCACGCGCUCCCUCACGCGCUCUCUCACGCGCUCUCACGCGCUCUCUCACGCGCUCUCUCAUGCGCACACUCACGCGCUCUCUCACGCGCUCUCUCACACGCUCUCUCAUGCACACCCUCACGCGCUCACUCACGCGCUCUCAUGCGCACUCUCAUGCGCUCUCUCACGCGCUCUCUCACGCGCUCUCUCACGCUCUCUCUCGCGCACUCUCUCACGCUCUCUCUCGCGCACUCUCUCGCGCACUAUCUCGUGCGCACUCUCACACGCACUCUCACGUGCACUCUCGCGCACACUCACGUGCACUCUCACGCGCUCUCUCACACGCACUCUCACGCGCACUCUCACACGCACUCUCACGUGCACUCUCACGCACGCUCUCACGCGCUCUCACGCACCCUCUCACGCGCUCUCUCACGCGCUCUCUCACGCGCUCUCUCACGAGUCUCUCAAGUCGCUCGCGCGCACUCUCACGCGCACUCUCAUGAGCACUCUCACGAGCACUCUCACGCACACUCUCACGCGCACUCACACGCGCACUCUCACGCGCACUCUCACGCGCACUCUCACGUGCUCUCUCACGCGCGCUCUCACACGCUCUCACGCACUCUCUCACGCGCUCCCUCACGCGCUCUCUCACGCGCACUCUCACGGGCACUCUCACACGCUCUCUCACGCGCACUCUCACGCGCUCUCUCACGCGCUCUCUCUCGCGCUCUCUCUCAUGCACUCACGCACAUUCUCACUCUCACGCGCUCUCUCACGCGCUCUCUCACGUGCUCUCUCUCACGCGCUCUCUCACGCUCUCUCUCACGCGCUUUCUCACGCGCUCUCUCGUGCGCACUCUCAUGCGCACUCUCACGCGCACUCUCACACGCACUCUCACGCGCACUCUCACGCGCACUCCCACGCGCACUCUCACGCGCUCUCUCACGCGCUCUCUCGCGCUCUCUCACGCUCUCUCUCGCGCACUCUUUCACGCACUCUUUCGCGCGCUCUCUCACGCGCACUCUCACGCGCACUCUCACGCGCUCUCUCACGCGCACUCUCACGCAAACUCUCAAACGUACUCUCCCGAGCACUCUCACGCGCCCUCUCUCUCUCACGAGCUCUCUCACGCACUCUCUCACGCGCUUUCACGUGCUCUCUCUCACGAGCUCUCUCACGCGCUCUCUCACGCGCUCUCUCACGCGCUCUCAUGCGCUCUCUCACGCGCUCUCUCAUGUGCACACUCACGCGCUCUCUCACGCGCUCUCUCACGCGCUCUCUCACGCGCUCUCUCACGCGCUCUCUCACGCGCUCCCUCACGCGCUCUCUCACGCGCUCUCUCACGCACUCUCUCACGCGCUCUCUCACGCGCUCUAUUACGCGCUCUCUCACACGCUCUCUCACACGCACUCUCUCAAGCUGUCUCACGCACUCUCUCAUACGCAACCUCACGCGCGCUCUCUCACACUCUCUCUCAUGCGCUCUCUCACGCGCUCCCUCACGUGCUCUCUCAUGCGCUCUCACGCGCUCUCUCACGCGUUCUCUCAUGCGCACACUCACGCGCUCCCUCACGCGCUCUCUCACGCGCUCUCUCAUGCACACCGUCACGCGCUCCCUCACGCGCUCUCAUGCGCACCCUCAUGCGCUCUCUCACCGCUCUCUCACGCGUUCUCUCCUGCGCGUUCGCUCGCGUGCACACGCCCUCCCUCGCGCUCCGUCUCUCCCCUUCUUCAAAUGAAAGUGCAAUGCAAGAGGAGACCAACCAAUUGA
Molecule: messenger RNA, 3048 nt
Organism: Closterium sp. Naga37s-1
Lineage: Eukaryota; Viridiplantae; Streptophyta; Zygnematophyceae; Desmidiales; Closteriaceae
Source: the annotation of a GenBank genome assembly